CAAAUACCGCAGCCGAUGCAGAGCUCCUCUGAGAUCCAUGCUGUCUUUGAGUUCGGGGCCACUUCAAUGCAGAGCUUGCCUGCAGAUUACCCCAGCACGUUGAUCUGCUCACCUAUUUUCACCACAGGACAGCUCUUCUUGCACUCCUGCCUGCAUUUCUUCGGUUUGCACCUG
This is a messenger RNA of Coccomyxa subellipsoidea C-169, 174 nucleotides long. RefSeq lists its product as hypothetical. The record is from RefSeq and is a predicted model, not a curated record. The annotation marks the transcript as partial. NCBI's taxonomy places the organism in Eukaryota, Viridiplantae, Chlorophyta, Trebouxiophyceae, Coccomyxaceae. The transcript has 2 exons.